UAUAUUUAAAGUCUACGAUUUUGACGAAAAAAUAUUCAAAAUAUUUAAAAUGAUAAAUAUCACUUCACAUGCAUGUUUUAACACUCGAUUUCUAAUAAUUUUCUAAACAGUUCGAUUAAAUUAUAUUUUCAUAAUAAGACAUUGGAAGGCUAUUAACUAAGUACUCGUGUACUGUGUUUCACUUACGACUUUCGAUAAUUUUGUUAGGUUAUUGAUAAUUUCAUUCUUCAAUAUUGACUCAGCAAAAAUUUCAAGACUGGAUGGGAAUUAUAUGAUAUUACUGAUUCAUAGAUAAUUUAGUGAUCAUGAUGAUCGAGCAAAAUAUUUUACAAUUGAACAUCAACUUUUAAAUACAUUGAAAGUAACAUGUCUUGAAGAAAUGUCUUGCAAUAAUUAAUAUUUACAAACUAAUUCGCCUGUAUAGUCAUAUAAGAUUUGGUGUUUUAUAAAAUUUCAUUUUAUCAAUUGCUAUAUAUAAUUGUUAAAAUGGAAAAUAAGGAAUACAUAGUAAAAACUAUCAUUCAUGCAGGAACCAAAACGAUUAAUUUUGUACCUGGGACUAAAGUAAUUUUCCAUUUUAAAACAACAAAAUGUGAUCCAGAAAGAACAGUAAUAGAUGAUAGUAAAACAAUGGGAAAUCCAAUGGAGCUUGUUUUAGGAAAAAAGUUCAAACUAGAAGUAUGGGAAGUUAUUGUACAAAAAAUGGCAUUAAAUGAAGUAGCUUGCUUUAGGGUUGACAAAAGUCUAGUUACGUCAUAUCCUUUUGUGUCUAAAACAUUGAGAGAAGUUGGAAAGCCACAAUCAGAAAAGCGUAGUCAUCAUUGUUGUGGUGUCACUUUACAAAAUGACGGCAUUGGAUAUAAUGAUUUGAAUGAACUUAUCAAAUAUCCUCAGGAUUUAGAAUUUACAAUCGAACUUGUUAAAGUAAUCUUACCUGAUGAAUAUGAAAAAGAGUCAUGGCAAAUGACUGAAGAUGAAAAGUUGAAAAGUAUACCAGACAUAAAAGAAAAAGGAAAUGUAUUAUUUAAAGGGAAAGAUUAUAAUGGCGCAUGUGAAAUGUAUGCCAAAGGCAUUGGAAUAUUGGAACAACUUAUGCUUGCUGAAAAACCGAAUGAAGAAGAAUGGUUAGCUUUAAAUCAUUUGAAAACUCCGUUACUUUUAAACUACGCACAAUGUAAAUUAAUUCAAAAGGAAUAUUAUGCAGUUAUUGAACAUUGUACAACAGUUCUUAAACACGAUCCAGAUAAUGUAAAAGCAUUAUAUAAGAGAGGUAAAGCAUACAUAGGUGCUUGGGAUGAAGAAAAAGCCAUUAAAGACUUAACAAAAGCUGCUGAAUUAGACCCUACAUUACAAAAUACUGUUGAAAAAGAAUUGCAAGUAUUUUCUGCAGCUAUUAAACAGAAAGAUCAAAUAGAAAAGAAGAAAUUUUCAAAGCUUUUCAAAUAAAUAAAUAUAUAUUUAAUUAGAUCAAUUACAUAAAUUACAUAUAUGUAUGUAUUUUAUUAC
Molecule: messenger RNA, 1506 nt
Organism: Frieseomelitta varia
Lineage: Eukaryota; Metazoa; Arthropoda; Insecta; Hymenoptera; Apidae
Product: AH receptor-interacting protein
Exons: 7
Coding region: 487-1446 (319 amino acids)
Molecular function (GO): peptidyl-prolyl cis-trans isomerase activity; protein binding
Source: RefSeq, a predicted model, not a curated record